CGCUAACCGCGAAACCCCGUUAGGAAAAAAAAAAGAAAAAGAUUGGGCAUCUAACGGAUAAUAACCUAUCAACCGCUCUGUGCCUUUUGUCAUGGCUUUGUGCUUCUCCAUUAAUGCCACAACAUUACCUCAACAUCAUCAUGGGAAAGUGAAUUAUAGGAGCAACAAAAAAUGUCUUGAAAGUGUUAGAAACCUUGUAAAAACAACCGGGGUUGCUUCAGUUGUAUCUGCUCCUCAAGAAUCACUGCAAAAGGGCAACUGGGUCAAGCUUAUCUGCGGUGCUAGCUUUGAGGAUGUUGUCGAUGUCAGAAAUCUUUCUCUAGUUUACACUCUAGCUGGAGUUGACUGCAUUGAUUGCGCUGCCGAUGCAUCUAUUGUGAAUGCUGUAAACGAAGGAAUUGAAGCAGCAAGGGAGAUUGUUUACCUUCGAAAGCCUUGGGUAAUGAUUAGUGUUAAUGAUGAUGAAGAUCUUCACUUUCGUAAAGCUGAGUUUGAUCCAGAGGAGUGUCCAUUGGACUGUCCAAGGCCCUGUGAAACCAUUUGUCCUGCAAGUGCAAUAUCAUUACAGCAACAUCAAUCAACAACAGAACUUUCCCAUGGUACCGAAAUGCUCAAUGUAUUAAAGGGCGGAGUGAUAACUGAACGCUGUUAUGGCUGUGGUCGUUGCUUUCCGGUUUGCCCAUAUGAUAAAAUAAGAAUGGCUAUGUACACAAGGGAUGCUGCCGCUACUGCUGAACUUCUUAAAAGGAAUGAUGUAGAUGCCAUAGAGAUACAUACAGGUGGAAGGCAGACUGCCUCCUUUGGGGGACUCUGGAAUGAUUUGGGAAAUUCAACUGGAUACCUGAAACUAGUAGCAGUUAGCUUACCAUAUGCUGGAGAUGCAACUAUAUCUUCAAUGAACACUAUCUACACAAUGAUGGAACCUCAUCUUCCUUGCCUCAAUUUAUGGCAGUUGGAUGGCCGUCCCAUGAGUGGAGAUAUUGGCCGAGGUGCCACAAGGGAAUCGAUUGCAUUCGCUGCAUGUUUGGCUGCUGUGAAAGAUAAGCCUCAUGGUUUGUGCAGAUUCGCUGUGCUGUCAUUUUUUGCAACAUUU
Messenger RNA from Populus euphratica (Euphrates poplar), 1093 nucleotides. RefSeq lists its product as uncharacterized. The annotation marks the transcript as partial. Lineage: Eukaryota; Viridiplantae; Streptophyta; Magnoliopsida; Malpighiales; Salicaceae. The transcript is spliced from 10 exons. The record is from RefSeq and is a predicted model, not a curated record.